This is a messenger RNA of Odobenus rosmarus divergens (Pacific walrus), 2430 nucleotides long. RefSeq names its product F-box and WD repeat domain containing 4 (gene FBXW4). Gene Ontology annotation, biological process: SCF-dependent proteasomal ubiquitin-dependent protein catabolic process. The transcript has 9 exons. The record is from RefSeq and is a predicted model, not a curated record. Gene Ontology annotation, molecular function: protein binding. Gene Ontology annotation, cellular component: SCF ubiquitin ligase complex. The coding region runs from base 70 to 1842 and encodes 590 amino acids. NCBI's taxonomy places the organism in Eukaryota, Metazoa, Chordata, Mammalia, Carnivora, Odobenidae.
UCCAGGGCCGCGGGUGUGAGGGGCGGGCCCAGGUUCCGGCCCGCGCCGCCCCAUGUGACCCGGUCCGACAUGGUGUCGCCUCCUCCCGGGGCGGCGGUGGCGGCGGCUCGGCUGUGCUUCGGGCCGGGCCUGCGGCCGCUCAUGGGCAGCCAGGGCCACCCGGGGCCGCCCGGGAACAGCGGGCAGGGCGAGGGCGAGGGCGGGGAGGCGAGGAAACUGCAGGGAGGGAGGGUCGCGAGGGGGAAGCGAAGAAAGGGGAAGGGGAAGGGAAAAGCGGGAGCAGGACAGGGCGGAAGAGGAAGCGGGGCGGAAGGGAACCCGGGGCUGCAGAAAGCGAAGGAGGCAGCGGGGCUGGGGGCCGAGGAGGGAGCCAGGGCAGGCCCGGGGGAAGAAGGAGAGGGAGGCGGAAGCGUGGAGGAAGGGGCGAGAAGGAUCGUGCGGAGAGAUGAGGGGAGCGCAGGGGCGGGGAAGGAGGCCAGAGGAAGAGGUGAUGGGAAAAAGGAGGAAUGGAGGGUCAGGCCUGGGCGGCGGGAGGACGCGAGGCCGGGGAGAGCGCAGGGACGAGGGGGUCAGGCGUGGGGCUGCAUCGCGGGGGCUGGGGCUGCGGGGGUGGCCAUGGCGGCAGCGGCCGAGGAGGAGGCGGCGGCCCGGGAGCCGGCCGGCCGCCCCGCUGCGGGGCCGGCGCUCUUGCGCCUGCCGGAGGAGCUGCUGCUGCUCAUCUGCUCCUACCUGGACAUGCGGGCCCUCGGCCGCCUGGCGCAGGUGUGCGGCUGGCUGCGGCGCUUCACCAGCUGCGACCUGCUCUGGCGCCGGAUAGCCCGGGCCUCGCUCAACUCCGGCUUCACGCGGCUCGGCACCGACCUGAUGGCCAGUGUCCCUGUGAAGGAACGGGUGAAGGUGUCUCAGAACUGGAGGUUGGGGCGCUGCCGAGAGGGGAUCCUGCUGAAGUGGAGAUGCAGUCAGAUGCCCUGGAUGCAGCUAGAAGGUGAUUCUCUGUACAUAUCCCAGGCUAAUUUCAUCCUGGCCUAUCAGUUCCGCCCAGAUGGUGCCAGCUUGAACCGUCGGCCCCUGGGAGUCUUUGCUGGGCAUGAUGAGGACGUUUGCCACUUUGUGCUGGCCAACUCGCAUAUUAUCAGUGCAGGAGGAGAUGGGAAGAUUGGCGUUCAUAAGAUUCAUAGCACCUUCACUGUCAAGUACUCGGCUCAUGAACAGGAGGUGAACUGUGUGGAUUGCAGAGGGGGCAUCAUUGUGAGUGGCUCUAGGGACAGGACGGCUAAGGUUUGGCCUUUGGCCUCAGGUCGGCUGGGGCAGUGCUUACACACCAUCCAGACUGAAGACAGAGUCUGGUCCAUUGCUAUCAGCCCAGUACUAAGCUCUUUUGUGACAGGGACAGCUUGUUGUGGGCACUUCUCACCCCUAAGAAUCUGGGACCUCAACAGUGGGCAGCUAAUGAUGCACCUGGGCAGUGACUUCCCCCCAGGGGCUGGGGUGUUGGAUGUAAUGUAUGAGUCCCCGUCCACACUCUUGUCCUGUGGCUAUGACACCUACGUUCGCUACUGGGACCUCCGAGCCAGUGUCCGGAAGUGUGUCAUGGAGUGGGAGGAGCCCCACGACAGCACCCUGUACUGCCUGCAGACCGACGGGAACCACCUGCUGGCUACUGGGUCCUCCUACUACGGGGUCGUGCGGCUGUGGGACCGGCGCCAGAGGGCCUGCCUCCACGCCUUCCCACUGACCUCGACCCCGCUCAGCAGUCCCGUGUACUGCCUGCGCUUCACCACCAAGCAUCUCUAUGCUGCGCUGUCCUACAACCUCCACGUCCUGGACUUUCAGAACCCGUGACGGGGCCACCCGGGCCUGUGGGCCAGGGAAGCCAGCUACUCAGGGACCCCUCCGCCUGGAGGGUGCAGGGAUACCUCCGCCCCUGCCGUGCCUGUGCUCCUAGACCUGUCACCACAGUGCUUGGGCACUGUCAGGUAAAGGCUGCUGACUCCCGGGAAUUUGGGGGUUACCCUCCCCCCCCCCCAGGAACUAAUUGGAGAGAAGGGAUCUGCUGCUUUGAGGGAAUGGCUGAACCUGGCCGGGCCUUGCUUCCCUGUUGGCCAGAGCAAGGACCUGGUCUGGACAGGCCUGCCCCUUCUUAGAGCCAUGAGGAGCGUGGAGUGAGGUGAGGGGCUCCAGCCGUCCCAGUUGGUCCCUUGCUGCACCUUCCUUGGAAGGAGGGGUGAGGCUGCCAAUCCUCUGCUCUGGCCCCUACCUCCUCAGUCUCCACCCUUGACCAAGCUCUUAGGGCUCAUUCCUGGGGCACUGUGGCCUGGUCUUGCUUUGAAACUGAGGAAGGACAAAGGAAAGCUAGCCCACUCUCAGGCCGGCUGCUAAGACAUGCUACAAUGUUCAUUUUUGUAAAAAUAAAGCUUGAUUGUUCACAGA